Arachis duranensis is the source of this 1724-nucleotide messenger RNA. Its product is annotated as lysine histidine transporter 1. The transcript has 7 exons. The record is from RefSeq and is a predicted model, not a curated record. The coding region runs from base 118 to 1458 and encodes 446 amino acids. Gene Ontology annotation, cellular component: plasma membrane. Lineage: Eukaryota; Viridiplantae; Streptophyta; Magnoliopsida; Fabales; Fabaceae.
AUAAGUUUUUGAAAGCUUAGAGAGCACCACACCCAAUUUUCCUAAGCAAACAAGAACACACCAUAUAUAUUAUCUGAAUUGCUCUCUCUUUCUCUCUCUCUCUCUCCACCAGCAGCUAUGGAAAUUGAAGCAUCAAAUGGUCACAAUAACAAAACUAAUGUAGAAAAAUCAGAGAGGGAGAGGCAAAUUGAUGAGUGGCUUCCAAUUACAUCUCAAAGGAAUGCGAAAUGGUGGUACUCAGCUUUUCACAAUGUCACUGCCAUGGUUGGAGCUGGUGUUCUUAGUCUUCCCUAUGCAAUGUCACAGCUUGGAUGGGGUCCUGGGGUUGCAGUAAUGAUCCUAUCAUGGAUCAUCACCCUAUACACGCUAUGGCAAAUGGUUGAGAUGCACGAAAUGGUUCCGGGGAAACGAUUCGACAGAUAUCAUGAACUGGGUCAGCAUGCAUUUGGUGAAAAGCUAGGGUUAUAUAUUGUGGUGCCUCAACAACUUGUGGUUGAAGUUGCAACGAACAUUGUGUACAUGGUAACAGGAGGAACAUCAUUGAAGAAGUUCCAUGAUACUGUGUGUCCAAGCUGCAAGAAAAUCAAAUUGACAUUUUUCAUUAUGAUAUUUGCCUCUGUUCACUUUGUACUCUCUCAUCUCCCAAACUUCAAUUCCCUUUCUGGUGUUUCCUUGGCAGCCGCUGUCAUGUCCCUAAGUUACUCUACAAUUGCUUGGGCGGCUUCUGUGGACAAGGGAGUUCAAGAAAACGUGCAAUACGGUUACAAAUCCGGUAGCGCAGCAGGAACAGUAUUUAAUUUCUUCAAUGCCCUUGGAUCUGUGGCAUUUGCCUAUGCAGGACACAACGUGGUGCUUGAAAUCCAAGCAACAAUUCCGUCGACGGCAGAGAAGCCAUCGAAGAUUGCAAUGUGGAGAGGAGUGGUUGUGGCCUACAUAGUGGUGGCGCUCUGCUACUUCCCUGUUUCUUUCAUUGGUUAUUGGAUGUUUGGGAAUUCAGUUGACUCUGAUAUCCUGGUCUCGUUGGAGAAACCAGCUUGGCUUAUUGCAAUGGCGAACAUGUUUGUUGUUAUUCAUGUGAUUGGAAGCUAUCAGGUUUAUGCUAUGCCGGUGUUUGACAUGAUUGAAACUUUGCUCGUCAAAAUACUCAAGUUCAAACCAACCACAACGCUUCGUUUUGUUGUACGUAAUAUAUAUGUUGCAUUCACAAUGUUCAUUGCAGUUACCUUUCCAUUUUUUGAUGGACUCCUUGGAUUUUUUGGAGGGUUUGCUUUCGCUCCAACAACAUACUAUCUACCUUGCAUCAUGUGGCUUGUAAUCUACAAACCAAAGAAAUAUAGUUUGUCUUGGUGGACUAACUGGAUCUGCAUUGUGCUUGGCGUAUUGUUAAUGAUUGUAUCACCAAUUGGAGGAUUAAGAACAAUCAUAAUCAAAGCUAAGACCUACAAAUUUUACUCUUGAACUCCUUUAUUACAAUCGUCAAUUAGUGUAUAGUUUGAAGUUGAUAGUUAUGAAGUCAACUCAAGACACGAUUCAAUGACACAAAGAUAUCGCUUUUGAUCAUCAAUAUUGGAAUGUAUUAAUUGUUCUUAUAAAAUUCUUAGAUGGGAAAGGAAAUUGUUCCUAUGAAAUGUUCACUUUAGAGAGGAAUGUAAGAUAUUAAAAUAUUUAGUCUAAGGUUAUAUGUAAACAAUAUAUUUACUUUUGAAAAUGAUUUUUUACAUGAA